Messenger RNA from Brenthis ino (lesser marbled fritillary), 441 nucleotides. Lineage: Eukaryota; Metazoa; Arthropoda; Insecta; Lepidoptera; Nymphalidae. The record is from the annotation of a GenBank genome assembly.
AUGGAUUUCGAUUUAAAAACGGCUUGUAGUUUGUUGCCGGUUAUGGACGGUGUAAAGGAGACUACGAAGAAAUUAAUUGAUGGUAUUGAGAUGUAUGCGGAUAUGCUUAAAGAUUCAGAUUUUCCUUUAUUAUUUAAAUUUAUUUUAAAAAGUAGACUCUCCGAAAACGCUAAAAUGCGCAUGUUGACAGACUAUACUUCUGUUAAAGAUAUUGUUAAGGAUAUGAAAAUUCACCUUUUAACUAAAAAAUCAUUUACGGCUAUUCAAGCACGUCUUCAACAGACUACUCAAGGUUGGAGGUCAGUUGAGGAGUAUGGAAGUGAAAUCGAAAAGCUUUUCACAGAAUUAACAAUAUCUCAAACAAACGGCCACAUGGUAAAUAUUGAAGACGUGGUUCCAAUUGGCCAAGGAACAGACUUGGUUCUUCACAGAUAUAGAGAA